Molecule: messenger RNA, 408 nt
Organism: Iphiclides podalirius (scarce swallowtail)
Lineage: Eukaryota; Metazoa; Arthropoda; Insecta; Lepidoptera; Papilionidae
Source: the annotation of a GenBank genome assembly
AUGGAGGAGAAAUGGAAACCGGGCGACUCUUCGCGUCGCGCUACUGCGGCGCUUUGGUACAGCAAUUCGCAAGUUCGUCGACGCACACAAACGCGCGCGGACGCACACAGGCGCGCGUGUGCCGACGCGGAGGCUUCGCUCGCACACCUACCGCCCGGCGGAGUUAGCGCCAGUCCGCUUCACGCGACCGCCGGCGACAGACGUGCUGUGCCGCCGCGCCGCGCCCGUCGCAACGAUCGCGAAAAAAGUUCAACACACGAAACUCUCGUGGGACUUUCCUCUCGACCCGAGCGCCGUCGAAGUGGAGCCGCGAGUGCCGCGCCGCUAGUGACCUUUCCUAAAACCGGUAAUUCGGUACCCCCGGAACGGGUUUGGCCAAGGCCCGUGGCGGGACCUCCGCGCGUGAAG